AUGGCUCGGCACACCCACCAUCCUAUCUUCAUCUCAUCCACAAUUGUCGCCUACGCAACAGCCAUGCAUCGGCCCCAUCUGAUCCCCAAAACCGCCGCACUGGUUUUUCUCGCGGCAGCACUCUACCUCUCACUCCACAUUGUCCACAUUCCCUUCCCAACCAUCUUCCACCUGAGCGAGUUCGAAGCGUACGAUUUCAACGCCACCGUCGACGAGCAACAAUGCUUCAACAAUCCAUUCCCCGCCUCAGAGCCAAUCCCAAAGAUCGUGCACAUGGUCUGGGCCAAGAACCCCGAGCUAAAUCUCCUGACCUACCUAGCCAUCCGCUCUGCACUGGACUCGAUUAAACCCGACCAGCUCAAGCUCCACCACGCCGGCCUCAACGAUGACAAUCCAUGGCUCCGCAAACUUCAAAACAGAAUCACCAUGGUCCCGCAUGACCUCCACGACGAAUACCCAAAACAAAUUCAAGACAACUGGCGCACACCACACAUCGCCGACGCAAUGCGCCUCGACAUCCUGCACCGCGAAGGCGGCAUCUACCUAGACAUGGACGUGAUCUCGCUCGCACCGUUCGACCACAUCCUCUCAACACCCAAGCAAGUCGUGCUAGGCCACGAAGGCGGUGACCGCCAGGGCCUCUGCAAUGCAGUCAUUCUCAGCCGGCCGGGCUCGCCAUUCAUCCGCCGGUGGAUCGACACGUACUUGAAUUUCACCAGGAGCGAAUGGAACUACCACUCAGUGGUUUUGUCCAAGAAACUAUCGCUACAGCACCGCGAUGAGGUCUGUGAGCUGCCGCCGUCGGUCUUCUUCUGGCCUACCUGGACCAACAGGCAUGUUCGGUAUAUGCACGAGCCGAUCACUGAUCAGCAAGCCUUGGACUUUGCAAGCGAGAUCGCGGCUAAUGGUGGCGCUAUGUACCCCGACCAACUUGCUUACCAUGCGUGGAGCCACCCGGCGACGAAGUAUUUUCAGAAGUUGACGCCGCAGUUGCUGAAAGAGCAGAAUACUCGGUUUAAUGUGCUGGUGCGACGGUUUGUGGAUUGA
Molecule: messenger RNA, 1047 nt
Organism: Penicillium alfredii
Lineage: Eukaryota; Fungi; Ascomycota; Eurotiomycetes; Eurotiales; Aspergillaceae
Product: glycosyltransferase family 32 protein
Exons: 1
Coding region: 1-1047 (348 amino acids)
Source: RefSeq, a predicted model, not a curated record